GAGUCACUUGGGGCGACCGCCAGCCGCCGAUCCUGCACCCAUGUGUUCCCGGCAACUGCAGCGGGCAACCCUCGCGUACGGCGUACCAGAAUCUUCGACUUCAUGAUGGGUGGUAACAUCCCUGCAGCUGUUAGGAUCCAGUCUUCUCCCAGUGUGAGAAUUUGUCAAGGCUGAGAGACUCCGGAUUAUCUAUAAACCUCUAAAAUACACAUCUGCCUUUCUGUUACCCUCUUAAGAGGGGUCUUGGAGCAGAUACAAAGAUGGCCUCCAGCCUCACCUGUGCUGGUAUCAUCUGGGCUUUCCUGUCCUUCCUCUGUGCUGCUGCCUCCUGUGUAGGCUUCUUCAUGCCCUACUGGCUCUUGGGAUCUCAGCUGGAGAAGUCAGUUUCCUUUGGCACUUUUCGGAGAUGUUCCUACCCAGUGCGGGAUGAGAGCCGUCAGACGACCGUGAUGGUGGAACAGUGUGGCCGCUAUGCCUCAUUUCAGGCCAUCCCAAGUGCUGAGUGGAGGAUCUGCACGGUGGUGACGGGCCUGGGCUGUGGGCUGCUUCUUUUGGUGGCCCUGACUGCCCUCAUGGGCUGCUGUGUGUCUGAGCUCAUCUCCAGGACUGUGGGCAGGGUGGCAGGAGGCAUCCAGUUCUUGGGGGGUUUGUUGAUCGGCUCUGGUUGUGCCCUUUAUCCUCUUGGAUGGGACAGUGAAGAAGUCAGACAAACCUGUGGUAACCUUUCCAACCAAUUUGAAUUGGGGACCUGCCACAUCGGCUGGGCCUACUACUGCACAGGUGGGGGUGCGGCGGCAGCCAUGCUGGUGUGCACUUGGCUGGCCUGCUUCUCGGGCAAGAAGCAGAAGCAGUACCCCUACUGAGGCAGCCCCAGGCUACGGGUGCUGCCAGACGCCCGAGGGGCUUGCCGACCUCUUCUGGGUAACAACGAUAAACACGACGUUUUUAAGUGCUUUCUCUAUGGAGCAGGUGUGGGGAGGGACAGUGGGUGGCUGCUGGGAGGGCAGGAAGAUGAACAGUGGCUGGGCUGGACAGAGUCUGGCUUCCUUACCCAAGCCUGCUCAUGGUCUGCUCUGCAGAAAUACAAGCAAGGAAAACUCCACUUUGGUAGAGGGUGAAAUUCUGUGUGCACUGAGUUGACAGUGCCAAAGGGCUGGGAUAGUACCGAGCAGCCCCUCAGCACGGUGCUCCCGAAAGCACACAUGCACACACAAAUGUUGACCAUGGCACAAAAUGAGAGGAAACUUUUUUUGGUGCGAUUCUUCUUUACUUGUCUUCUUCUUCUUCUUCUUCUUCUUCUUCUUCUUCUUCUUCUUCUUCUUCUUCUUCUUCUUCUUCUUCUUCUUCUUCUUCUUCUUCUUCUUCUUCUUCUUCUUCUUCUUCUUCUUCUUCUUCUUCUUCUUCUUCUUCUUCUUCUUCUUCUU
Molecule: messenger RNA, 1424 nt
Organism: Pogoniulus pusillus (Red-fronted tinkerbird)
Lineage: Eukaryota; Metazoa; Chordata; Aves; Piciformes; Lybiidae
Gene: LHFPL6
Product: LHFPL tetraspan subfamily member 6
Exons: 4
Coding region: 261-863 (200 amino acids)
Cellular component (GO): membrane
Source: RefSeq, a predicted model, not a curated record